Molecule: messenger RNA, 1779 nt
Organism: Rotaria socialis
Lineage: Eukaryota; Metazoa; Rotifera; Eurotatoria; Philodinida; Philodinidae
Source: the annotation of a GenBank genome assembly
AUGAAUUUGGAAUUUCUACCUAAUGAAUUAUUAUUUAACUUCUUUGAUUAUUUAAACAUUUUUGAUCUGUUCAAAGCUUUCUAUAGCUUAAAUUCCCAAUUUAACUCUCUCAUACUCGCUCACUGUCAUCAAUGUCGUCUUGAUUUUCGAUCUACAAAUAAAACAGAUUUUGAUAUUAUCUGUAAAAAUUAUCUUCCAUGCAUUACUGAUCAAAUUGUUGCACUUCGUCUUUCGGAUAAUGACAAUACUCCUCAGCAAAUUGGUCUUUUUCUUUCCUACAACUUUCGAUUACAUCGAUUUAUUAAUUUGCAAACAAUUUCAUUGUCCAAUCUUCAUUCUUCAUACACACUUAAUAGAUUAAUAAAUGAAUUUUCUACUCUUAUAUCUCUCACAGAUCUUAUCCUAACGAACUGUUACAUUUCAAUUAAUCGAAAUAGUGCUGAUCGAUGGUACGACAAGAUAUGGAGUCUAUCAAAACUAAAAUAUUGUUAUAUAGAUAUUAAUUUUGCUAACAGAAGCUAUUUUCCAGUACCAACAGUUAUUUCUCAAUCACUUAAACAUCUAUCAAUUCCACAUAUUUCUUGUUAUUUCAACGAAUUCAUUCAUCUAUUUAAAGUAACACCUAAUCUUCAACAUUUAACAAUCAAUUUCCUGGAGUAUGCCAAUGAAUUCAAACCAGUAUUGUCCAUUUUGCCGAUCACUCAUUUAAAACUUUCGUUUGAUAGUUCAUUAGAAAUUUUGCAAUGUAUCUUACAAAACUCACCUGAUCUACUUCAUUUAACAUUAGAAAUAUGUAAUAUUUAUAUGGAUGGAUAUCAAUGGGAAGAUAUGAUUAGACGAUAUUUACCCAAAUUGAAAGUAUUUCGAUUUAAAAUGAGAUUCUCAUCGUUAAACGAUGAGAAUAAAGAAAUUCAAUCAAAUCAAAUACUUGAAUCAUUUCGAACUAAAUUUUGGAUAGAUGAACAUCAAUGGUUUGUUCGAUGUCAUUGGUAUUCGUCAGAUGAACAAUAUCGUUUAGAUUUCAUAGAUCUAUUUACUUUACCAUAUGCAUUUAAAGAUUUUCUUAGCUAUACAGGCUGUACUUUAGCAAAAUCGACUUGUCCUACUGACGAUCAGUAUUGGUCAUUUGAUCAAGUAAACAAUUUAUGUUAUGGAUCUUCACAUUUUAAAAGUUCGAUCAUGUCACGUAUUCGUUUUUCUCAUAUUGAAUAUCUUUCAGUAACACUUCCUUUCAAUGAUCAGUUCUUAUUGGUAGUUUCGACACUUGAUCGGUUAACAUCAUUAUGUAUAUCAGUUAAUAAUCAUAAAAAACCUGAUAAUAUUCUCUCGCAAAUGCAAAUGCUACUUGAUCGAGCACCAAAUUUACUUUCAUUAAGCAUUGCAUCAUGGUCUUCAUCAAGUUUACCAGUACCAUUAAUGGAAAAUACCAGUGAAUCGGUUCGACAAUUAAAUUUACAAGGAUAUGCCUCUGGUAAAAAUUGGUGUUAUUUUGAUGAUGAGCAAUGUCAUCAGCUAAGUCAAUCACCGUUGGGCAUCCAAUGUGAGACACUUUCGAUUAAAGUUAAAAAUCGAAGAAAUAUACUUUAUAUUGUGAAUAAUAUGCCUAAUCUUCGAGCAUUAAAUGUUCGAUGUGAAGAUGACCUUUGGAAGAAUCCGACGGAUACAUUAUUACUAGUAAAAGACGAACUUACUGAAUGGUUACAAGAUUAUCUACCCUUCUCAUCAAUAAUUAUGAGAGAUACGUGUCAUCCUCACACUAUUCGAUUAUGGAUUCGUUAA